CACGCCACAAAACCCACCGCCUCAUUUUACCUUAUUACCCCUCUGCUUUCAUUCUCCCCGCAUCGCUUCGUCGUCUUCUUCCCUUUCAUCCUUCCUUUCUCUCUGAGUCCAAUCCCCCAAAGGCGAAAUCCAUCAAAAAGAACGAACCAUCCCAAAAUGGCGUCCAGCUUACUGAGACGCGGCGUAUCUCUGGCCAGAACGGCGGCGGCGUCACCAUCGACAGCGGCGAGGCUGGUGGCGGCCCGCCCUCACGCCUCCGAGGCGGAGGCACAGAAGGUGGAGCCGAAGGCCCGCCCAACCACCGACGUCAAGACCUUCCAAAUCUACCGAUGGAAUCCGGACAACCCGUCGAAGCCGCAGCUUCAGGACUUCCAAAUCGACCUCAAGGAGUGCGGGCCCAUGGUGCUCGACGCCCUUAUCAAGAUCAAGAACGAGAUGGAUCCGUCCCUGACCUUCCGACGUUCCUGCCGGGAAGGGAUCUGUGGAUCCUGCGCGAUGAACAUCGACGGGUGCAAUGGGUUGGCUUGCUUGACCAAGAUUCCUGAAUCGUCCGCUGGGCCGACGAUGAUCACGCCGCUGCCGCACAUGUUCGUGAUUAAGGAUCUUGUGGUGGAUAUGACGAAUUUUUACAAUCAGUACAAGAGUAUUGAGCCGUGGCUGAAGAGGAAGAGCCCGCCGGAGAAUCCAGGGAAGGAGAUUCUGCAGAGUAAGAAGGAUAGGGCGAAGCUGGAUGGGAUGUAUGAGUGCAUAUUGUGUGCUUGCUGUAGCACUUCGUGCCCUAGCUAUUGGUGGAACCCUGAGUCGUACUUGGGACCUGCGGCUCUCCUUCAUGCUAACAGAUGGAUCAGCGACAGCCGAGAUGAGUACACCAAGGAGCGACUGGACGCCGUGAACGACGAGUUCAAGCUCUACAGGUGCCAUACUAUCUUGAAUUGCGCUCGUGCUUGCCCAAAGGGGUUGAACCCUGGGAAGCAGAUCCAGAAUAUCAAGGGUCUUCAAAUGAGCGGUCCUGCUGCUUGAGCUUGAUUAAUACUAGAUUUGGAGGAGAAGCAUUGAGGAUUUGCAUUGACCAGUUUAUUCUUUCAGAUAUAAACUUUCUUUGUGGUAGUUUUAAAUAAUUUGUACAAACAAUU
Messenger RNA from Linum trigynum, 1133 nucleotides. Lineage: Eukaryota; Viridiplantae; Streptophyta; Magnoliopsida; Malpighiales; Linaceae. The record is from the annotation of a GenBank genome assembly.